Messenger RNA from Oenanthe melanoleuca, 1700 nucleotides. RefSeq names its product prostaglandin reductase 1 (gene PTGR1). The transcript has 10 exons. The coding region runs from base 165 to 1154 and encodes 329 amino acids. The record is from RefSeq and is a predicted model, not a curated record. Gene Ontology annotation, cellular component: cytoplasm. Gene Ontology annotation, molecular function: 15-oxoprostaglandin 13-reductase [NAD(P)+] activity; 2-alkenal reductase [NAD(P)H] activity. NCBI's taxonomy places the organism in Eukaryota, Metazoa, Chordata, Aves, Passeriformes, Muscicapidae. Gene Ontology annotation, biological process: prostaglandin metabolic process.
CUGAAGGUUUACUCCUAGGGAAAUCUACUGAGGGCGGUACUUGCUGGCAGCAGAUGUUUUCACCCUUUUUAAAUGAGUGUGAUCGAAGGAGCCCAGCCACCGGCUAAGCAGACACGGAAGAUUGUUCACCUUGUCAGCAGAAGUUUUCACCUACCUGGUCAAAGAUGGUGAUUGCCAAGGCAUGGGUUCUAAAGAAGCAUUUUGAUGGUCUUCCCAAAACCAGUGACUUUGACCUGAAGACAAUAGAGCUACCAAAUCUAAAGGAUGGAGAGUUGCUGCUUGAAUCAGUGUUUCUCAGUGUUGAUCCUUACAUGAGACCUUACAGUCGACGGGACAUGAAGGAAGGUGACAUAAUGAUAGGCACACAGGUUGCCAGGAUUGUAGAAAGCAAAAAUCCUGCUUUCUCAGUGGGGGCCUUUGUCGUGGGUAACAAGGGCUGGAGAACUCAUUUUAUCUCUGAUGGGAAAGAUGUACAACUCCUUCCUUCCAAUUGGCCGGAAUCACUCCCCAAAUCUCUAGCUCUUGGAACAGUUGGCAUGCCAGGUCUCACUGCAUAUUUUGGUCUGCUGGAGGUCUGCAAGAUGAAGCCAGGAGAGACGGUGCUGGUUAAUGCUGCAGCUGGUGCUGUGGGCUCUGUGGUGGGGCAGAUUGCGAAAAUUGGGGGUUGCAAAGUGGUUGGCUGUGCUGGCUCAGAUGACAAGGUUGCCUAUCUGAAAAAAAUAGGCUUUGAUGAAGCCUUUAAUUACAAGACUGUUAAAUCUCUGGAUGAAGCACUGCGUAAAGCUUCUCCUGAUGGCUACGACUGUUUCUUUGACAAUGUGGGUGGAGAAUUUUCCAGUAUUGCUAUCAACCAGAUGAAGAAAUAUGGAAGGAUUGCAGUCUGUGGUGCCAUCUCUCAGUACAAUGACUCUGUACCUCAGAAAGGGCCUUAUGUGCAGAUUCCCAUGAUUUUCAAGGAGCUUCGGAUGGAAGGGUUUAUUGUGAGCCGGUGGAGCGACCGGCGGAACGAAGGGCUGCAGGCCCUCUUGAAGUGGGUCGUGGAGGGAAAGGUGAAGUACCAUGAACAAGUCACUGAAGGAUUUGAGAACAUGCCAAUGGCUUUUAUAGGAAUGUUAAAGGGAGAAAAUCUUGGAAAAGCUGUUGUAAAAGUGUGAAGAUCAGCUUUUCCUGGGAAACUGGUGCAGGGGAAUGUGAAUCUGUUAAAUGGUUUUAAUUCACUCAUCAAAUCAUAUGACCAGUAUGUUUCAACAUUUUGCUGGAUGUUUGGUGAUCAUAACUUCUGUUAAUAAUUUGGCUAAUAAGUCUCAGCAUAUUCCAAUUGCUUUGCUCUUGAAGAAAUUGAGAAUUGCUUCCCAGAGCUACAGUAAACAAAGUGCCUUAAAAUUGGUGAAAAUCAGAACUGUAACUGAUCUAAUAAUAGCUUGAACCUUUCUAUGAGCAGGCUUGUAGAAAGGAAAAUCAAUUAGAAAAGCUUUGCUAACUGAUGGCACAUUUAAUUUUUACCCAUUGAUUUGGCCCAGAACUUUACAAGGGGGAUUUUUUUAAACUCAUAUCAAGGAGCAGAGAACAAGCUAAGAUAACAACACUUGGGGAUUCUAGCUUCCUCUCUAGCUGGCUUUUUAUUUUUCUUCUAUGAAACAGUAUAGCUAUCUCAGUUAUUCUGAGAAUAUAGAAAGGGAAAAUAAAUCUCUUAAUGUAUA